This is a messenger RNA of Cheilinus undulatus (humphead wrasse), 7491 nucleotides long. RefSeq names its product pleckstrin homology domain containing, family A (phosphoinositide binding specific) member 3 (gene plekha3). Lineage: Eukaryota; Metazoa; Chordata; Actinopteri; Labriformes; Labridae. The record is from RefSeq and is a predicted model, not a curated record. Gene Ontology annotation, biological process: endosome organization; retrograde transport, endosome to Golgi; receptor recycling. The transcript is spliced from 8 exons. Gene Ontology annotation, cellular component: early endosome; trans-Golgi network; recycling endosome. Bases 298 to 1080 code for a protein of 260 amino acids.
UCUACAUCAGCUGACUGCCACAAGUUAGCUGACCGGUUUAUAGCCAGCUCAGCACAAACAAACCUUCAGCAUGAUAUUAUUCUUCCCACACUGCCUUCAAGCUCUCACAAACCACGAAAAGUCCACAUGUUUUAAGACGCAGCAGAAGUUAAUGGGAGUUAUCUUCUAACCGUCAACAGAGAGGAAGAGUUAACGUCAUAGCGAACGUUAGCGAGCUCCCGGAAACAGUUAGCCUGUCGAGCUAACUACACCGAAUAGUGGGCUAACUAGCUAAGCAAGCCGAUGUAACGUGAAACCAUGGAGGGGAUUCUCUACAAAUGGACAAAUUACAUGACAGGUUGGCAGCCUCGCUGGUUUGUCUUAGAGAAUGGAGUCAUCUCGUACUAUGACAGCGAGGAUGACGUCGGUAAAGGAAGCAAAGGAUCCAUCAAGAUGUCUGUGUGUGACAUUAAAGUUCAUCCGACAGAUCCAACUCGUCUGGAGUUGAUAAUCCCCGGUGAACAGCAUUUCUACGUCAGAGCUGUGAACGCUGCAGAGAGACAGAGGUGGCUGGUGGCUUUGGGCUCGUCCAAAGCUGGAACACUGGACAGCCACAAACACAAAGGUCCCAACUGUCUGAAGACAAAGAUGUCUGAGCUUCGUCUGUACUGUGACCUCCUUGUCCAGCAGGUUCAAACGAUCCAGUCACAGCACACUGCAGACACAGAGGCCCCACCCACCUCUGAGGCCUCUCUCCUCAGUGCAACCUGUGCAACUUUCAUCCGGACUCUGGAGGAGUGUAUGAGCCUCGCUAACCAGAGUCUGACCCCCGAUCUACGGCCCCCUGAAAGGAUGAAGAGGUCAAUCAGCCACCCUGGGACGUACAGUUUCGACAGGUCAGGUGUUCUCAAGGAGUACUUGAGUGGAGGUCAGAGGUCAAGUCAGCGCAGGAACCGGACUUGCUCCGACAGCUCUGUUUAUGAUUCUGAACGUGUGCUGCCUGGUCUCAAUGGGGACUCAUCCUCCAUUCCUGAAGAAAGAGGAGGCAGCGUGAGUACGAAGACCACACCCACUGACACAGAUACUGACCUAUCCAUCUGAAGACCACACGUCCAUCCAAACCUGCUGAACUCUCUGAAUAGAGUGAUCAUCUCACUGACUGUAGAGAUUCUGGGGAUGUCUUUGUUAAACCGGGUAUGAGCUGACCUCCUCUAGGAUCAUCCAUUCUUGUGCUUUUUAUCUGACUGCCAAACGUGGACCUUUGAAUCAAAAUUAAUUUUUCCUUUAGUCUGAAGACACUGGAUGGAAAGACCAAUACGACUGCAGUGAAGAAUCUCUAUCGUCUGAGACACUGUGAGUGGAAAGUAAAUGAAACUUCAGCUCAGUGAGAGGUGAUGCUGUAGUUCUGUCAUACGUCAAAAGUGGGCACCAUUCACACUCCUGAAGACGAUGGAAACCAAAAGAAGACUGUGACUGAUAGAAGGCAGCUAUAUGGCAUAGUGUGAAUAUGACUGACUAUGAGUGUUAGACAGCUUGAAUGCUAGGGUUGAUCGUUCACUGCUUUUAAUGGACUCGAAAAGUGGAGAAAUUUUAUUACAGAGGUAUUGGUGGCCAAAACUGAUGAAGUCAAAGAAAAUCUUCUUUUCAAAGUAUUUUUCUGCCUUUUCAAAUUAGUCAACAUCCCUUUAUUUUUCUUAAAUGCCCAGGUAUCUUCUACGUUCUUCUUCUUUCAGGCCUCCAUUUUUGUGCUUUCUUGCUGAAAGCAAAAAAAAAAAAAAAAAAAAAAAAGUAAGAAUCCGUCCUCCUUUCUGUUGACUUCUUGUCUUUGACAUCAAGAGCAGCACGGACUUAUGAAUCAGAAUAUAUCUGAGGAUGAAACUGAUCCUCGAACACUUUCUCAGCAGGUAAAUGAGGCAUACCAAUACUUGUUUUUUUAGAUGCCAAAGUUUGCACAAAUGUAAUGCUUUACAUUAAAUAUGCCAUCAGUCUUGUUUCCAGUCAAGCCUCUUUCUGGCAGUCCUGCUUUUUGUGCUCAGAAAGAGAAGUAUUUUGGUGUUAAAAAACUGGAGACAGCAGGGCGACUUCAGUUUGGCCUACAGCUCUUUGCCCGAGGAGUAUCCUGUGUUUGUUCCUGCUGGCUUGUUUUUCUUCUUGCACUUCUAAAAAGACUCCGAUCAGAUGUUGAGUCUCAAAGGCCUUUUUAAGACUGUCAAACAAAAUUGUAAUUUUUUUGUUGUUAUGUAGUUUUGCUUGAACAUAAGAUUUUAUGUAGAUUCACUUUGGAAAUUCUUUGAAGAAAACAAACAUUAACUGUGAUUUGUGCAGGAUGGAUCCUAGCCGCAUUUGAAGCUGGUUUGAAAUGUUACUGUCAACUGAUUUUUACUGACGUAUCUCACUCUUAUUGACAUUUAAUUUGGAUAUCCAGGAGUCUGUGAGCAACUGGCAUGAAAACAAAUGUGAAAUGCCCAAUACCCAUGAAUCUGUGCUGUGGCGGAUUAGUACCACACGUAUGCACAAUGACUUAACAACAUUCAAUAACACAUACUACAUUAUCACAUCUACUGUUCAAAAUACGUUUAUGGAAUCUAGACACAAAUCUAACCUAAUCACUUGCAAGUGACAGUGCAAACAGUCUUUAAGAUGUUAUUUAAGAGAAAAUCAGAUGUGCCUGCACUCUGAACAAAGCCUGAGGUAUAGAGAGGUGUGAAUGUGAGGGAGUUACUGCCUUUGAGUGUUUGUAUUUCUUCAGACUUUUUAGUUGUAAUCUUCAGCCAAACAUGACGCAACAAGUAUGGUGGCCCUGAGGUAAAAGACGCAUUGCAAACACAAAUAGACUAACACAAACAAAAGCUGAAGAAUACAAAUUCAUUAAAAUAUGCUGCAGUUAUGUUGUCUAUUUAAUGUGUGUGUCUUGUAGUUGAUGGUAUUCUGUGAGUUUACACAUGUUCUGUGUAGCUGCAGUGUGUGGAGAUCUCAGGGUCACAGUGAUUGAGAGCUUAAUGAAAAAGGUUUAAAAUGAGAGUGAGUUCAGAUGAUGCCUUUGUCACAUGUGGCGGUGUGCAAAUUUGUCAUGUUUUAUAGUCUGUGUAUGUUUGAGUACCUUUUCUAUUGCCAAAGCAAACAACUUAGCAUUUUAGUGUUAUUUCUUUGCUUUUCUUGUUGCAUAACUGAAUUAGCAUUCACUGCUUGAAAAACAUGGUUUUCAUUAAAGAAAACUACAAGCCUUUUGUGAUUUAAAGAAAAAUCAUAAGUCAUAAUUUUUUUUUGUGAUUUUUAAUAGUGAGAGCACAAGUGAACGUUAGUUUGCUAGCUGCUCCUUAGCUCUGUUGUAUGUGGUGUUAGUUGUGUCUUAAAAUUAGCUGAUAGGCAUUUUAAAGCUCCCAUGUGGAAUUUUUAACUGGUCAUGAAUUAAAACAAAAAUGAAUGCUGUAGACUUGAUGAGCAACAAAAGCAGACAACACUGUCAGCAUCAACAUUGACUACUGCCCUAGGGUUACAGUAGGGUUGUAUUUUAUGCUUGAAACUGAUACUGUGGGGUAGGUGUUGGACAUAGAGCUUCACAGUAUACUGACAAAAUGAACUUUGCACAUUUUCCACAGCAAAGUUCUUGACAAGUGAUGCAUUUGCCAUUUAAUAUAAUGAAUAAAAACUAAUGUACAAGUCACAUGUACGUGACCUGUACAUGACAAAUCAGUGAAAACUUCUUUUUUUUCACUGUGGCAUCAAAAUUGACCCAAACUGGAAGAGCCUCACUGGAGCUUUUAAACAACAAGCUAGCCAAUUUAAAGCUUAACCUUGGUAGUCUGGCUGAAUCAGCUGGCACACACAAAAAGUGUUUUGUUAAGUUACUUAUAACGCUAUUCUUAAGCUAACUAAGCAAGCUAACCUAACCUAUAAAGGCACAAGAGCUUCCUCUUAUUUAAAGAAUGUCUACCAGAGUUAACCCUAAUUGUCCCCUUGUUUUUGAUCACAUCAAAGCUAUUUUUAGCUUUGGGUUUAACUGUGAGCUGGCUGCCUGCUCAUUAAGUACCUGAUCGGAGUCUCAUUUCUAAGCUAACUUAAGCUAGUACUGCACAUUGUUGAUUUUGUAGGUAUGCGUCGUGCUCUGCUGCUUGAUUUUGCUCCAAAUUCUGUAUCAAACACAGAGUUAAUAACCGUGAGCACGUGCAAAAGACGUCAUCUGAACAUUAAACAGUCGUCCGUACUGAGAAACACCGGAUGCGUGUUCUGACAUGAGAUAAAACUGUACACGUGAUUCAACAGAUUAGUUUUUAAGGACAGAUGUGCUAUGAUGUGGUUUAGAUAGAGAACCACCACCUGUAAAACCAACACUUAAAGGUGACAGUCUCCUUCAUUAAUUAAGUAUAGGCCAAGACAUGUGCACAACACAUCUGAAUUGACCUUUAGGGUGCACUCACACUAGGCUGUUGUACCGUGUCGUAUUUUAACCUUGCUAAAGUCCAUUUGACCCCCUCCCCUGUCCCCCCUUUGGCGUGCAUUCACACUGCUCAAUGCAUCCAGGCCUGAGCACGGACACGUCACGCGCCAACGUCAUCACACGAAGCAUCCACUUUUGAUGACAUUGGCGCGUGACGUCAUCGUCAUCACACGAAGCAUCUACUUUGAUGAAUUUAUAUGUGUUGAUGACUCAAUAUACAUAAGUGUUGUUUUUUUGGCUGUAAAAUAGCAACAGAUAUGAUCUCUGAUCUGUCUGAGUAUAUCUGAGUUAUUUCAGCUGACCUGGGAUCAGUAUGAUACGUUAACUAUUCAGAGCCGAGUGAAGAGAGAGAGAAAGCGGUUCACAGCGGAGAGUUAUCCCUCACAGCAUAUAUUCUGGAGCAUGAACAGAGUUCCAGGCACUUCUGCUGAAUGAAACCUGGACUUUUUAACUCGUAUGAGCCCCUACAGUCAUUCCUCUGCGUGUCCGUGUACUAUCUGAACCCUCGGGCAUUCCUUUAUGUGCCAUGAACUGUGCCAUCCUUCUGCAUAAAUUUGGAUGACGUUCAGUGCUGCGCCAAACAAGCUCUCAUGUCAUUGGACAGCCUGUGUCCAGAGCAGGAUUAAAUGUUCAGUUAAAAGUUUUUUUUUGUUGUUGUUGUUUUUUAAACCGCGACGAGCAAUUUUUAUCAUCUGAUGAGAGCUGGAGGUAAAUACACCACAGGAUUAGUAAACGACGUUCGGUUCAAACGUCAGUGACCAAGACCACAGUUCGACUUCUUGAUAACAUGAAAUAGAAUUAAAGGUAAGUUAAUUCAGUGGAUGAUAGAAUGGCAUUUUAAUUUUAUUAUAAGAGAGGUUAAAUCAGCCGUGAGAUUAACCCCAGCACACACUUGUCCGUGUAUUCGGUACUCUCCUUUACGCACAGAGGAUGAAAGGUGUGUGUUAUCCUGUGAGCUGCUGUUUGUGGCUCAAUCAAGGGAAGAAGCUUUAUUUCACAAACCAAAAAAAACCUCUCACAGCCGUUAAAGCCUGACUUUGCUAGAAACUGGUCAGAAAUGUAAACAGGACUAGGAUCUAUUAGAACGAGGUUGUAGUGGAGCUGUUCAAAGUCCUGGUGUGCUCUCUGUGCUCUGAGGCAGAUCCUUUUGUUGUUACUUCACGUUGCAUCACAUUCCUGUGCUAGUGCUCCUUCAUUUGCAUCCGUGCUGUGCCUAGGCCCACCUUGUCCUUCCGUGCCCGCAAAGUGUGCAACACUGAAGCACAGAACGAUUGCACUUACACCGGCAAAGCGUACUGGACUUUAGGCUGAAAUGGGCACAGGCACGGUACGGAUGGCCUAGUGUGAGUGCUCCAUUAAGAUCCUUCAUAUUAACCUGUUUAUGAACAUGGGGAAUGAUGCUAAAUCAAAGAUCUCUUAAAAGAAAAGCAUUUUUUAUACAUAUAAAAUUUCCCCUUAUAGCUGUUUUUCAUUUCUUUGACAAUCGUCAGUAAAUGAAAUAGCACCAAAUGGACAGUGAUAUUCCCCCAAUGUUAAGUGUGCCAAUGGGGUUGUUUUGCACUUUAGAGUGAAUUUAAUGUUAUUCUUUUUUUGUUUUCUGUAAAAGGAAACAAUGGUACUAUGGCUAAUAACAGUGGUGAUGAUUGUAAACCUGAUGUUAAUAUUAAGAAAAGAUUUUCUCUCUAAGUUAAGUUAGUGUCUUGUUUUUUUAACAGCCUUAUGUGUACCAGUCACAGUAUGUAAACCUACAUAGCUUCCUUCUAUCACUUUUACCAAAAUGUGCUUUUAGGAUUUGUUUCAAAUUUGCUGAUACUGUUGAAAAGUUCCUUCACUUUCUCUGAAAACUGUGAUGAAAUGUUUCUCCACAGGCUGCUGGUUGACUCCAGUAAAAUAAAGAGUUAAGUAUGUAAUAUUUUAUUUCCACAUGCAUGUCAGGUUCAUAAUUAGCUUCUUAUGUCAAAUGACUCAUGGUUUGAUGAUGAUGAUGAAAAGCUUAUCACAAUUCGCUAUCCAUAAUUUAUAGUUUAUAUCCAUGUUGCCUCUCAGAUUAUUUUGUCUACUGGUGAAAAAAUAAAGAAAUAAAUAGAAGAAUGAAUACAGUUUGCAUAAGAGUGAGUAAGGCAAUUAUAUAUAUUUUUUGAUGAUUUUUAAUGAGCAUUAGUGAGAAGACAUGAAUCAACACAUACAAACAUGUAAAAGGUAGCAUGAGCCUUAUUGGGUUAACACUAGUGUCUUUCAUGUUUAAUUUUUAGAAACAGAUUUACAUAUAGGCUGCAACUGUUGUUUAACGCACUCUGGGUAGUAAUGCUGGGCAGUUAAUUGAGCUUCAAUUUCAAUUACAUUUUUGCAUCCCACAAUAAUGAAAAUAACACAGUAGUCAUUAAAAAACCACUAUGACACAUGCUGUGUUUCGUGACUUUUGCAACAUCACUACCCAGAGCACAGUGCACAAUAAUGGCUGCCUACACCUGAAUCUGUUUCUAAAAUUUCCUCCAAAUGCAGAAAAAAAAAGUGUGUGUCUUUGUACAACAUACACAUAAAAGGUUCCAAUGUUACUCUAAUGUUGUCAGCGUAUCUUCAUAUGCAGGGUUCAUUCUAGUGUGCUAACCUUUAUCAUUGUUUAUGAUAGAAAAGGUUUUUCACAGAUAUUUAAAUGGCCAUAAAUAAUGUGUAAAUUGGAACAGUACAUCUAAAUUAUUGACUACUCGAGAUGUUGGUAGAAAAAUGACACAACCCUUUAAAGACUAGCUGUUUACCCCUGCUAUCAGUAGCUAAGCAUUAAGAUAACCUAACACUAUCUAGAUUCAUAUGAAUGUUCAGAUGCAUUAUUGGACUCAGUUUAAUUUUCUAAGAAUGUGUGCUUUACAUCAGGCUUUGAGGAAGGGCAAAAAAUUGAAUUAAAAUGGCUGAUUUAUGAUUAAAUAAUGUUUUCUGCAAUGACUUUUUUCUUUUGUAGAUUUUAGUUUUUGGACAGACCAGCACAGAGAUUUUUCAUGCCUUAAGUGUCUCUGCACGGAGUAAUGUAUGUGGUUGUAUCUGACUUUUCAUUGUCUAAAUAAACAAAAACCAAUGGU